AUGGCCUGCUCGAAAGCCCUCCAGCGCAGCUCAGCUGUUUUGUUGCGGAAUGUUAUGCCAGCCCAAGGUCAGCUGGCUGUGCGGGCCAGUUCCUGGUGGAGUGGUGUACAGAUGGGACCACCGGACGUUAUCCUGGGCGUAACGGAAGCCUUCAAGCGUGACACCAACCCGAAAAAGAUCAACCUGGGCGUUGGUGCGUACCGUGACGAUAAUGGCAAACCCUUCGUGCUGCCGAGUGUGAAAAAGGCUGAAAAGCGUCUGGCGGACAAGCAGCUCGAUCACGAAUAUUCACCAAUUGGUGGUACGGCCGAAUUUUGCAAACACAGCAUCCUGCUAGCCCUCGGCGAUUCAAACGAGCAGGUGGCAAAUGGGCUCAAUGCAACUGUGCAAGGUAUUAGUGGUACCGGGGCUCUUCGCAUCGGUGGUGCCUUUCUGGCCAGUUUCUUCCCCGGACCGAAGGACAUCUACCUGCCGACACCUUCGUGGGGUAACCAUGGACCGAGCUUCCGACAUUCGGGACUGAACGUAAAGUCGUACCGCUAUUACGAUCCAUCCACCUGCGGGUUUGACUUCGCUGGAGCUCUGGAAGAUCUGUCGAAAAUUCCGGAAAAAUCCAUAGUAUUAUUGCAUGCCUGCGCACACAACCCAACGGGCGUCGAUCCGAAACCUGAACAGUGGGCAGAAAUGUCGACCGUCAUUAAGAAGCGCAAUUUGUUCCCAUUCUUCGAUAUGGCUUACCAAGGCUUUGCCAGCGGUGACGUCGACAAGGAUGCACUGGCAGUGCGCGCUUUCCUACGCGAUGGGCACCAGAUUGCAUUGGCUCAGAGCUUCGCCAAGAACAUGGGUCUGUAUGGUGAGCGUGCGGGAGCAUUUUCACUGGUAACUGGAAGCAAAGAUGACGCGGAUCGUACAAUGUCUCAAAUUAAGAUUAUAAUUCGUCCCAUGUACUCGAACCCACCAAUUCACGGUGCACGUCUCGUGUCAGAAAUUCUCGGUGACAAGCAACUACGCCAGGAGUGGCUCGCCGAUGUGAAGUUAAUGGCGGAUCGUAUCAUCUCCGUACGUUCAACUUUGCGUAACAACCUGAAAGAGCUGGGCUCAUCGCGCAACUGGUCUCAUAUUACCGACCAAAUCGGAAUGUUCUGUUUCACCGGCAUGAACCAGCAACAGUGCGAACGUUUAACAAAAGAGUUCAGCGUUUAUCUGACGAAAGAUGGCCGCAUUUCGAUGGCUGGAGUCACUUCAAAGAAUGUGGCGUAUCUGGCCGAGGCUAUUCAUGCCGUCACGAAGUAG
This is a messenger RNA of Anopheles marshallii, 1293 nucleotides long. RefSeq names its product aspartate aminotransferase, mitochondrial (gene Got2). Lineage: Eukaryota; Metazoa; Arthropoda; Insecta; Diptera; Culicidae. The record is from RefSeq and is a predicted model, not a curated record. Bases 1 to 1293 code for a protein of 430 amino acids. Gene Ontology annotation, biological process: biosynthetic process; L-aspartate catabolic process. Gene Ontology annotation, cellular component: mitochondrion. The transcript has 3 exons. Gene Ontology annotation, molecular function: pyridoxal phosphate binding; L-aspartate:2-oxoglutarate transaminase activity.